AUGGUGGGCAGGUUCCGCUUUUCGAGUCGACCGCGCAGUAUCUUGCUGGUUUCCACCUUGGUGCUGGCAGCUUUGAAGGCUGCACCUUGGUCUGCACCUUGUGCCGUUGUUCUCGAGGAGGUUGCUGUCACACCACCAGCAGAUUCGCUGGAAUCACUUUCUCUCAAGGCUUUGAUAAGGCGUCUUGCACAGCCAGCUGCCAACGAGUUUUGGUACCAGCAGUACGACACUAACGCUGUGGGUGAGGCUUGGCGUGGGUCCCGGCACUGGGUGGACCGUGCUGGUGUUGGUCAGACUGGUGAGGAGUUGGAGCAACAGCUGGCAUCAACGCGUAUUGCAGGACGAAGCAUCAAUGACGGGCGACGGCAUCAGAUGCGCUUGGCCCGGGCGCGAAACCUGAGGGAGCUCGAGGAACGUUUGGCUUCGCUAGAGCGUCAAGGGCCGCGCUUGCAACAGUUGGCAAGCCGAUUCUUCGACUCCAAUGCGCUGGCAGAGCGCUGGCACAGUGCUGCAAGCCCAUCUGAGGGCCAUGCAAUGGAAGAACAGUUGCAGGCUUUGGAGGUUGGGCGCAAGAAAGCUACUGAAGGGCGCCGCUUGCUCAUGAUGCAGAAGAGGGCAGAGGGUUGA
This is a messenger RNA of Cladocopium goreaui, 627 nucleotides long. NCBI's taxonomy places the organism in Eukaryota, Dinophyceae, Suessiales, Symbiodiniaceae. The record is from the annotation of a GenBank genome assembly.